CGUCUCUGUCUUGAACAAGUUCAGACAGAAGUGAAGGUGUGGCGGGCGGCGGUCAUGAGGAGGAGGGCGAUGUGUGCCAUUCAAGUGUCACGGGUGGAGACUUAAUGGAACUUUUCCUGAUGACUAUAUUUUCCUUCCGCGAGUCUUUUCAAUGAAUGUCCGAGGCCAUGAAGUGUUGUAGAAGGAGAGAGGUCUGAGUCCGCAAAGAACAAAUCUGGAGACAGCCGCAGCAGGUUGGAUUUCCUUCGGGAACAUAAAUCGGCAUUACUGGAUCCGGAAUCUUUAGGUCAUGCACAUGUCGCUCAUGAAAUUCGGAGGAAUCUGACUAUCUGCCAUGGAGAAAGUUUAAUAACUGCUUGACGAAGAGUCGGUAUUUAACGAAACCCAGGCGAAAAAGCCGGAUACAAAGUUGGGAAUGACAGAAGAUUAAGAUCGCUGUGCUUCUCUGCAGCUCUGAUCUCUUCUUAACCCUUUUAUCUCAUUUCUGGCCUUGUACUUUUCUUUUUCACAUUUUUGCAGCACUUCCUUUCCUACCCUAUUCCGCCACUUCUCAUACAGCUACCAUGCGCAGAUUCAGCUCAGAGGGAUCCCUCCUGGAUCUCGACUUCUUCCCGUGGAAGAGAGUGACAUUGACAAACCCACACUUUAGUGAGAACAGGGAGUCUGGCACCUACACACCUUACAUAAAGGAAGAUGAGCUGGACGGGAGCUCAUCAGGCCUGACUCCCACCAUCCAGGAGCCCAGAGCGAGUCACGCCGAGGCGAGGAUGAAGGAGCUCACCAAGCAGCACAGCAUCAGCACCGAGAACCUGAAAGAGCUGGGGAAACUGAACAAGAGCCUUCUCGGAGUUUGUGUCAUCAGUGAAGGCUGCAGGGCCUACAGUGACAGCCAACUGGCCUCGACCACCACGGGCAGCACAGAGAGCAUUGAGAGAGAAUAUCUGCCUACCCCGUCUCCUACUUCCUCCCCCAAACCCUUCUCCUUCAAAUCCCAGCAGAGGCAGCGCCAUAAAUUGUCAGCCGCUAAAGAGCACCUCAAGAGUCUGUUUGGACAGAGUCCUAAUUCGUCAAACUCCAACCUGUCCAACACGGAACAGAAAGACAGUGCUACAGAGAGGAGGUCUCGCAUGCCCUCCAUGUGUCAGUGGAGUCAGGUGGGCCACAAUAAAAAGAGCAAGAUCAGUCGAGAAGAGCUGGAAAAAUGGGCGGAGUCCCUGAACGCCCUGCUGGUCAGCCAAACCGAGUUGUCGGGAGAGAAUUGGUGCUACACUAAUGCCGUACGUUUCGCUGGUGUUUCAGUGUUUGGAGCAUUCCUGCGCUCUGAGUUCAGCGAGGAGAACCUGCAGUUCUAUCUGGCCUGUGAGCAGUACAGACAGUCAUCCCACAACUUCAGCCUGCAAAGGAGGGCCAAGGAUAUCUCCGCCACCUACAUCCAACCAGGUGCUCCCCGGGAGGUGAACCUGGACAGUAAGACCAGGGAUCUGUCCAUCCAGCUGCUGCAGGCUCCCUCUCACGCCUCUCUGUCCCACGCACAGAAACGCAUCUACUCGCUCCUGGACACAGACUGUUAUCCCCGCUUCCUCCAGUCCAACAUCUACCUCUCCUUACUCCGAGAGGCUGACUAGAAGCAAUAUAUAGAUGACACACCUGGACUCAGGAGGGGAACAGUAGUUCAGUGGUUUCAAGGACAUAUUUUGUAAAAAGAAAGAAAGCUUAUUUUCCCAAAAUGUUAAACUAUUCUUUUAUUUGGCUACUCUUUGGCCCUGAGAAUGAAAAAUAAAUAUAGAUCAGGCAGUUCAGUUCAGUUUGUCUCCCUUUAAAUGACCUGUGAAACCCUGCAGCUCACUCAUUUGAUCAUUAAACAUCCUCCCUGUUAGCAGCUAAUGUUCCCAUGGUCCAAUAAGCCCAGUCUGAGUUUCCACUGCUGACGAAAAGGAAAAACAAGUUCAGCAAGAAUGAGCACUAUGCUGAAAAGGUCAAAGUACUAUGUGAGUUACUUAUUUGACAAAGAUGGGAAACCUGAGCUAAUGACUCUGAUGGGUAAAAUGACUACAGGGAAGUUGAGUUCUGUUCUCCACUGUUCAAACAAAGACAAACUGUGUACACAUACAAUAGAAAACCCUCAGUAAUUUAAGCAGAGUAUGUUGAGUAGCAUUUCCUUGACUGUUGGUUCUGUGAAAAAUGUCAACACCCUCACAGUAAUGAGGAAGAACAUUUGAGAGAAGCAGAACAGCGUAAGGUUUGAGAGUCUUAAAGAAAAUAAAUAAAAUGCAGUUUUGUA
Molecule: messenger RNA, 2281 nt
Organism: Cottoperca gobio
Lineage: Eukaryota; Metazoa; Chordata; Actinopteri; Perciformes; Bovichtidae
Product: regulator of G-protein signaling 1
Exons: 8
Coding region: 564-1625 (353 amino acids)
Source: RefSeq, a predicted model, not a curated record